AUGAUGAUGACACUUAGUAAUGAUGACAACGAAGUUGUCAGUGGAGAGAAAUGCGAGACUGAAAAGUUGCCAAAAUUGAUUGAGAUGUCUCAAUGUCCAAGAGUAUACCGAGUUCCAGAUUUCUUGUCACCCGCUGAAUGCGAACAUCUUAUCGACAUAUCCAAGAACAAGCUCAGACCAUGCAACGAAAUUUCAUCGGGCGUCCAUCGUAGUGGUUGGGGCCUGUUUAUGAAAGAGGGCGAGGAAGAUCACGAUGUAGUAAAGAAAAUAUUCCAAAGAAUGAAAAUGCUUGUAAAUUUAACUGAAAAUUGUGAAGUAAUGCAAGUUAUUAGAUACCAUCCAGGUGAAGAAACAUCAGCACAUUAUGAUUAUUUUAAUCCAUUGACAACAAAUGGAGCGAUGAAAAUUGGAUUGUAUGGACAACGUGUUUGUACCAUUUUAAUGUAUCUCUCAGAGGUUGAGGAAGGUGGAGAGACAUCAUUCCCAGAGGUUGGUGUCAAGGUGAAGCCUGUAAAGGGUGAUGCUGUAUUGUUUUACAAUUGCAAGCCAAAUGGAGAGGUCGAUCCAUUGUCUCUUCAUCAAGGCGAUCCAGUCAUCAAGGGUACAAAGUGGGUUGCCAUUAAAUUAAUCAACCAAAAGAAUAGCCCACCUCCUCCAGCUACCACCACUCCAGCAACAACAUCGAACCCAACUUCAAAUACAAAUCCAACUCCAUCAGGAUCAUCUGCACCAUAA
Messenger RNA from Cavenderia fasciculata, 735 nucleotides. Its product is annotated as putative prolyl 4-hydroxylase alpha subunit. Gene Ontology annotation, molecular function: iron ion binding; procollagen-proline 4-dioxygenase activity; L-ascorbic acid binding. The record is from RefSeq and is a predicted model, not a curated record. Gene Ontology annotation, biological process: peptidyl-proline hydroxylation to 4-hydroxy-L-proline. The coding region runs from base 1 to 735 and encodes 244 amino acids. Lineage: Eukaryota; Evosea; Eumycetozoa; Acytosteliales; Cavenderiaceae. Gene Ontology annotation, cellular component: endoplasmic reticulum. The transcript has 2 exons.